AUGUUGAGGAAACAUGGAGUGCAUCAACAGUUCGACCUUCCAUAUCAUCCUCAAUCGAGUGGCCAAGUCGAGGUCUCCAAUCGUCAAAUAAAGCUCAUUCUUGAGAAGACGAUUGCAAGGAAUAGAAAGGAUUGGUCGAACAAGUUAGAUGAUUCUCUUUGGGCUUAUAGGACGGCUUUUAAGACGUCGAUUGGUACCACUCCAUAUCGCCUUGUCUAUGGAAAAUCGUGUCAUCUCCCGGUAGAGCUUGAACAUCGUGCCUUAUGGGCCAUCAAGAAGAUAAAUUUUGACUUAGCUAGUGUGGGGGAGAAGAGGUGGUUGGAUCUUCAUGAGCUAAAAGAACUUCGACUUGAUGCUUACGAUUGUGCUAGCACCUACAAGGCUCGCUCCAAGGAGGUUCAUGACAAGUUGAUUGAGAAAAAAGAGUUUUGUGUAGGUCUCCCAUUAUCAUCACUUGUUGGAAAGAAGGGGUUUGAAGAAGAGUUUAGAGUGCAGGGGAGAGGGCUCCCCGAGGGCUAG
Chenopodium quinoa (quinoa) is the source of this 519-nucleotide messenger RNA. RefSeq lists its product as uncharacterized. The record is from RefSeq and is a predicted model, not a curated record. NCBI's taxonomy places the organism in Eukaryota, Viridiplantae, Streptophyta, Magnoliopsida, Caryophyllales, Amaranthaceae. Gene Ontology annotation, biological process: DNA integration. Gene Ontology annotation, molecular function: nucleic acid binding. The transcript is spliced from 2 exons. The coding region runs from base 1 to 519 and encodes 172 amino acids.